AUGUCGUGGAAGAAAUCAGAGAUGUUGAUGGAUACCAUCAAGCAUUACUCGAGCUUUCCCGCGACCGGAGUGAGCUUGAGGCAGAUGGUCCAAUUCGGCGAGAGGCCUUCUACUGGUACAUUGUUUAGGGCCUCGCAGUUUCUCUCCGAGGAGUUACCUAUACGACUCGCGCAUCGCGUACAAGAACUUGGCGAUUUACCAGAUGGACUUAAUGAGAUGCCUUCAAUCAAGAAGGUACAGGAUUGGUACGCACAGUCAUUUGAGGAGAUAACACAGCUACCAAGACCCAAUUUGUCCAAAGAUAUCCGCGAACGACUGAUGAAGCCUUCGAAGCCCAGUGGGAAAACGUUAAAAAUAUUAGCGGAAACUACACCAAAUCCCAGUGUGAGGAAGGGGCAAUAUAGUUCCUCACCUUGGCAGCAGAAUGGAAAUGGAAAUGAGAAUGGGAAUGGAAAUGGAAGCGAUUCGAAGAAAGGAGCUGCGCGGAGAUACUUUGCAACUGUGGAAGAUAGUAAAGACUGGCCGCCGGAGUUACACGACUACAAUACUCGAUUCGCGAACACGUUAAAUCACAUCAAACGGCGGCAUGACAGUGUAGUCACGACCGUUGCGCAAGGAAUAUUAGAGUACAAACGAAAAAGACAGCGGAUGCAAAUUGACAACAAUAUACAAGCCUUCCUCGAUCGAUUUUACAUGUCGAGAAUUGGCAUACGAAUGUUAAUAGGACAGCAUAUUGCGCUCACCGAUCAGAGCCAUAACAAGGAUCCAGCAUAUGUGGGAAUUAUUUGCACAAAAACAAACGUGCAUGAUUUGGCGCAAGAAGCCAUCGAAAACGCCCGGUUUGUAUGCGAGGAUCAUUACGGAUUAUUCGAUGCGCCCAAGAUUCAGCUCGUGUGCCCACCACAUCUGAAUUUCAUGUAUGUCCCGGGGCACUUAUCGCAUAUGCUUUUCGAGACGUUGAAAAAUUCGUUACGUGCCGUGGUGGAGACGCAUGGGCAGGACAAGGAGGAUUUCCCGGUAACAAAGGUUGUUGUCGCAGAAGGGAAAGAAGACAUCACCAUCAAAAUUUCGGAUGAAGGUGGUGGGAUUCCUCGAAGUGCUAUUCCUCUGGUGUGGACAUAUAUGUAUACGACCGUAGACACCACACCAAGUCUGGAUCCCGAUUUCGACAAAAGCGAUUUCAAAGCCCCAAUGGCUGGUUUUGGAUACGGUUUACCCAUUUCCCGACUCUACGCGCGCUACUUUGGCGGCGACCUCAAACUGAUAAGCAUGGAAGGCUACGGGACAGACGUCUACCUCCACCUCAACCGUCUCUCCAGCUCCUCGGAACCUCUGCAAUAA
Molecule: messenger RNA, 1341 nt
Organism: Glarea lozoyensis ATCC 20868
Lineage: Eukaryota; Fungi; Ascomycota; Leotiomycetes; Helotiales; Helotiaceae
Product: alpha-ketoacid dehydrogenase kinase, N-terminal
Exons: 4
Coding region: 1-1341 (446 amino acids)
Biological process (GO): protein phosphorylation; regulation of glucose metabolic process
Cellular component (GO): mitochondrion
Molecular function (GO): pyruvate dehydrogenase (acetyl-transferring) kinase activity
Source: RefSeq, a predicted model, not a curated record